AGUGGCAACAGGAUUCUGUGUUCCAUCAUUCUGGACCACUGCCAGGGACCCUCAAUAAUAAACUAUGACGAUGAGAAUGGCAAAACAUGUGUGCACAUUGCUGCUGCUGCAGGCUACAGUGAUAUUAUCAGUGAGCUGGCCAAAGUCCCAAAGUGUAACCUGCAGGCCCUGGAUGUGGAUGACAGGACUCCUUUGCACUGGGCUGCAGCAGCAGGGAGAGCUGACUGUGUGCAGACACUAUUAGAACUGGGGAUAGACAGCAGCCCUCGAGACAUCAAUGAAAACACUCCUCUGACAUAUGCAAUGUACUGUGGGCACACAGCAUGCAUCAAGCUGCUGUCUCAGGAGAGCAGUAGAUCUGAAUCAGUUCAUCAGUUUGCUUCCCAGGACGACAGACGUAUAAAGAAAGAAGGACGAUUCAGUAUGCUGAACCACAUCUUCUCUUGCAAAACAAAGAAAGAAGCUCAGAAAACCAGUCAAAAGGAGAGAAGCAGAGAUCAAUAUCCUAAAGAAGAGACCUCAGAAGUAGAUGAUAUCAUCACCCGUUUUGACUGCAUUAUGAACACAAAUUGCAAAGACAUUCCAGAUCACUGUAUGACCACCCCUGACUUUAAAAGAAGGAGCACAGACACAAAGUAUCUCAUACCAGAAAAGAAGCAACCAGCAUGUCAGGGACUUCUGCCCAUCAGCACACAGAGCCUCCCCCCAAUCACUGCAGGCAAUUCCUUCCUGACUGCUUCCCAGAGCACAAUAUCAAGCUUCUCUUUUAGCACCAGUACCCACCAUUUUCCACACAAGCCUCAAAAGAGUAGGAGUGAACACAGCUUGCUGGACCACAGAAGCAGCAGCCAGGCUUUGCUGGAUGAUCCCUGGAAUGCAGACUCUAACCAGCUACCCUCCUACAAAGUCUGGUCUAGGACUUCUUCAGACAAACUGAUAAAUGAUUUAAACUCUGAUAGAUCUCACAAUGUGCUUUUGUGCCCUCCCUGCCUUCCCUCACUUUCCAGUUCUCCAUCAGGUAAACAUUUUCAACAAGCGUCCAUAGACAAACACACAAAAAAAAAUCUUACUCCUAUACGGAACAGCUUAGCUCCCAUACCCAACCACUGUGCUCACAAAAUUCAGCUAUCACCUCAGGCUGCUAAGAAGUUUAAGUCCCUGGGGACUGGUGCAGUCAUUCUCCCACCACCUCCAGUCUCCAGAUCCCAGAAAAGGGGACAUUCUCAGAGUCACAUCCUCUAUUCUCUCUUGCCGGGUCUAUCAGGAGAGCCUCUGAGACUAAGACAUGUCCUACCUGCUAUUCCAAGCCAGAAGAAAUCUAAUCCUGCAGAAGAGCUUGAGAAAUCUCUCACCAAACCAGAUGCUGAAAUUAACUCAUCACACUGGCCUAAAUCAGUUGAAGGUAAAAACUGUCAGGAUGGCCGGGCCCAGAGAAUGGUGGUAAAUGGAGUUGCAUCCAGUUGGCAGCCAGUCACAAGUGGUGUCCCAAAGGGCUCAGUAUUUAAGCCAGUCCUAUUUAAUAUCCUUAUCAAUGAUCUGGAUGAGGGAAUCAAGGGCAUCCUCACUAAGUUCACAGAUGACACUAAGUUAGGUGAGAGUGUUGAUCUCCUAGAGGACAGAAAGGCUCUGCAGAAGGAUCAGGACAGCCUGGAUAAAUGGGCUAAGGUCAGUUUUAUGAGGUUCAACAAGACCAAAGGCUGGGUCCUGCACUUGGAUCAUAACAAUCCCAGGGAGUGCUACAGGCUAUGGGAAGAGUGGCUGGAAAGCUGCCUAGUGGAAAAGGACCUGGGAGUAUUAGUUGACAGAGGCUGA
Empidonax traillii (willow flycatcher) is the source of this 1812-nucleotide messenger RNA. It is a transcript of the gene ANKRD55, whose product is annotated as ankyrin repeat domain 55. Lineage: Eukaryota; Metazoa; Chordata; Aves; Passeriformes; Tyrannidae. Gene Ontology annotation, molecular function: protein binding. The record is from RefSeq and is a predicted model, not a curated record.